GAAGAUAUUUAAUUGAAACAAAAAACCGGUAAUAGAUUUUUAAUUUAAAAUGAAUGCCUUAGUGAUUUUAAAGAUUAUUUUGUUUAUUCCUUGUUGCGUUUGUGCGAAUGGAGAGUGGAAACUUCAGAUACUGCACAACAGUGAUAUGCACUCGAGAUUUGCAGAGGUAAAGGCGACGUCAUCCAAGUGUUUUCCAUUUGAAAGUGCUAUCCCAGGUAAAUGUUACGGAGGGUUCGCGCGGCUAGCGACACUAGUGCGUAAAGCGAAGAAAUCCAGCACGCCGACGCUGUUUCUGAACGCCGGAGAUACCUACCAGGGCUCGGUGUACUACACGGUUCACAAGUGGAAGAUCGUCGCCAAGUUUCUGAACCUGUUGAUGCCAGACGCAAUCUCGCUGGGGAACCAUGAGUUUGACGACGGGCCCGAGGGCCUGGUGCCGUUUGUAAAUGCAGCAGAGUUCCCAAUUGUUACGAGUAACAUCGAUUUCACUGGAGAACCGGAACUGGCAGCUGCGACGAACCUGAUUAACAGCACUGUGCUUGAGGUUGAUGGCAAAAGGGUUGGUAUUAUAGGGUACCUCACACCCGAGACGAAGGUAAUCUCCUCACCAGGUAAGGUCGUCUUCCUUGAUGAGGUCCAGUCCAUCAGGCGAGAAGUUGACAAACUGAGAGCCAACAACGUCACAGUAAUAAUAGCGCUUGGCCACUCAGGCUUCGAUAUAGACAAAAAAAUAGCCACUGAAGUUGACGGCGUCGACUUGGUAAUCGGCGGCCAUACUAACACUUUCCUCUACACCGGAAAAAAGCCUGACUUGGAGGCACCAGAGGGACUUUACCCUACGGAGGUUAUUCAGAAAAAUGGACGCAAGGUCUACGUCGUCCAAGCAUAUGCCUACACAAAGUAUCUCGGAAAUCUAUCAGUUACUUUCGACGCCGAUGGUGAAGUUACUAACAUUAUCGGUAACCCUAUUCUGGUGACAAACGACAUCGAACAAGCGUCUGAUAUUCUUCAAGAACUAGAAGCUUGGCAGCCGACUUCCAACAUGCUAUCCAAUAUAUCUUUGGGCUUAACCAAAGUCUACCUUGACGGUGACAAGAAACGGUGUCGCAGUCGCGAAUGCAACCUUGGCAAUCUGAUUACCGAGGCUAUGGUUGACUAUAAUACGAAGCAGUAUUUCGGGACGUUUGGUUGGACCGACGCUUCCAUUGCCGUUAUCAAUAGUGGGGUUAUCAGAAACUCGAUCAACAAAGCUCUGGAUACUCCAGUCACAAUGAAGGAUGUAUUAGAUGUCCUUCCGUUUUACCACUCGAUGGUAAAAGUACAACUGACGGGUAGUGACAUAUUAGAAAUGCUUGAGCACAGUGUAGACGGAUUAGUUUGCACGAAAGUUUGUCCCAUGACCGGCCGAUUUCUGCAGUUUUCAGGUCUCACUGUAAUAUACAACAUAUCCCAGCCACGAGGCAGCAGAGUUGUGCUUGAUUCAGUAUUUGUGCUUUGUUCAAAUUGUCGCAUUCCUACUUAUGAAGUGGUAGAAAGCAAUAAAAUAUACACUAUACUUACGACAGAUUAUUUACAGAACGGAGGUGAUGGUUAUAAGAUGCUGAAGAAUUUAACCUGGAUAAAUACAGGGGCAACGAUGGACCAAAUCAUAGCUAAUUAUUUAGUUACCAAAAGUCCAGUUUAUCCAAUGAUAAAUAACAAAAUAAUGUUUUUUGUCAAUGAACCUAACCGCAGUUCUUCGAGCUUAUAUAAUUACAGACUUAUUGUUAGUUUAUUAAUUAUCAUCGCUUACAUGACUAAUUAUAAAUAAUUUUAGGAUACGACGAUCAAUAAUUUUAUUUUUUCAUACAAU
Molecule: messenger RNA, 1852 nt
Organism: Cotesia glomerata
Lineage: Eukaryota; Metazoa; Arthropoda; Insecta; Hymenoptera; Braconidae
Product: protein 5NUC-like
Exons: 7
Coding region: 50-1810 (586 amino acids)
Biological process (GO): AMP catabolic process
Cellular component (GO): plasma membrane
Molecular function (GO): 5'-nucleotidase activity; nucleotide binding; metal ion binding
Source: RefSeq, a predicted model, not a curated record